AUGGGGGAGCAGCAACCGGCAGGUGCAGGGGACGGCAUGGCGAAGGCGCAGACUGUGCAGAAAUCAGAGGAGAGAAGAAGAGACGCAGCAAGAGCAGCCGCCAACGCCAACAGCGCAAAGAACACCACCGCAUUCCAAGCCAACACGCUCUUCCUCCUCGCCAAGCUCCCCUCCGCCGCCGUGCCCACGGGCUUUGCCUCCCUGCGCUCCGCCGGAGUGGUCGCCCACGGACUCUGCUUCGGGUAUGCCACGCCGUCCCAGUGCCGCGAGUUCCUGGCCGCCGCGGCCAGCAAGCUCGCCAACGCCUGCGGCGCCCGCGGCCGGCGCGCCAGCAUCUGGAUGGACGCCUGCUUCGCGGCCUACGCCGACGCAAACGCGUCCUGCCCAGCUACGACAGCUUCCGCGCGAGCGUCAUCACCGGCGCCAACACGCUCGCCACCAGCUCGUCGUCCGAGCUGCAGAGCCAUAGCGGGCGGGGGCAGCAGCGGAGGGUGGCUGGGUGCGUGCGUGCGCUGGCCGCGGCCAGGCAGCAGCGGCGGUCAUAGCGGGCGGGGGCGGCAGCGGAGGGCGGCCACGAGCAGCUACAGCGCGGGGCCAGCGGAGGCGAGGAGCGGGACUACGGGCAGGCGGGUGUGCGCACGCGAGGCAGGGGCGCGACGAGGUGCGGCAUGGACGCGCUGUUGA
Messenger RNA from Aegilops tauschii subsp. strangulata, 684 nucleotides. The record is from RefSeq and is a predicted model, not a curated record. Lineage: Eukaryota; Viridiplantae; Streptophyta; Magnoliopsida; Poales; Poaceae.